Messenger RNA from Colletotrichum gloeosporioides, 3123 nucleotides. RefSeq lists its product as uncharacterized. The record is from RefSeq and is a predicted model, not a curated record. Gene Ontology annotation, molecular function: protein binding; ATP hydrolysis activity. Lineage: Eukaryota; Fungi; Ascomycota; Sordariomycetes; Glomerellales; Glomerellaceae. The transcript has 7 exons. Bases 1 to 3123 code for a protein of 1040 amino acids.
AUGGAGAAGCCUUCAGCAGACCAGCCCCGAGAAGCAAAGCCAAAGGCGUCAAGUGGAAUUGAAAGUCUCAUCAGGAUACCUGAAAUCAAGCGACAGGACCUUGGACUCAAGGUUCUGUAUGAGAAUCAAGAUGUAGACGAGAUUGAGGUUGACAUCGUGGCUGUCCACGGUAUCAUGGCCGACCCGAACACGACCUGGACCCACAAGAAAACCAACACCAAUUGGCUUUCUGACCCAUCAAUGCUCCCAGAAUCAUUGAAAGGCCACAGAGCAAGAAUUAUGAGUUUUGGAUAUGAUUCAAGAUGGUUUGGAAAAGACUCUACGAGGCAAUCUCUGCACAACCUUGCAGAGGACUUCUUGUAUCAGUUAAAUCAGACUAGAGAGGCAUGUACUCAGCGUCCAAUGGUCUUGAUUGCCCAUUGUUUUGGCGGACUCAUCGUUCAGAGCGCUUACAAUAAGUCGUGCAUGCAACCUGGAGACUUCCCGGGAGUUUGGCUGUCAAUGAGAGGAAUGGUGUUUCUCGGGACGCCCCACUCUGGUGUCAACGAAGGCUCCUCCAUGUCCAGACAAGGCGAGAUUUAUGCGGCUAUCGCUGCUAGCAAGAUGGAAAUACAAGACAAUGUGUUGCAGUCCAUUAUUCGGGAUAACGAUAUCCUCGAGAGCACCCGCGCCGAAUUCACAAGGAAGGUUAGCACGUCUAAGCCGCCACCAAAGAUCUUCUGUUUCUUUGAGCUCCGGCCAACCAAUUUGGGUGCCAUUGUUGGAGCGCAACUACCAAAGGAGUUUCUAGUUGGCGAGUCGUCGGCAACACUGAGUGGGCAUGAGAGACAGGGACUCGCUGUAGAUCAUUUCUACAUCAACAAGUUUGAAGACAAGUUCGACAACCACUAUCGCAACGUGGCUUACCAACUCCUGAAAAUGGUGAAAGAAGCCAAAAUGCAUUCACAAGAUGCAAUGACUGGGAGUACCCCACCGCCUCCUUCAGAUGGUCGAACGUCUGUGUUGCCUGGCCUCAUUGGAAAGCGUCAGAAUUUCGCUCCACGUCAGAACAUUUUGGAUCGACUUGAGGAAAGACUAUCCAAAAGAGGCAUGGCUGCCUUGUGCGGAGACUCAGGAAGCGGGAAAACCCAUGUUGCAGUGGAGUAUGCCAACCGAUAUUUGCAUCAGGUUGGUAACAACUGCAAUGUCUUCUGGGUCAACGCUGCCAGCCCAGAGGAAUUUGAAGCAUCAUUUAAGAGAAUUGGAGCUAAGCUCCGUGUGUCACCCUUGGGGCUCAGCCAUGAAGCGUAUCUUUCUGCAGUCAAGGAACACUUGAAGCACGAAGAACAGUGGUUGGUGGUUCUGGAUGGUCUCAACGAUGACGAAUCCCUGCAUUCCACCAACUCAAAUCCAGGCCAAGAGCCGAAGCCACUACUCUCUUUCCUGCCGAAACCUUCGGAUAAUCACAGGCUGCUAAUAACCACUACGCAAAGAACUUUGGCCAUUCGACAGAUGAAUUCGAAGGACAAGAACGUUCUAUCAGUCGGUGACCUGGCCCGGGACGACGCUUCGCGCCUUCUUCUUGGAAGGGUCGCCAGCAGCUCUACCAAUGGAAAGCGUAUCGAAGAGAUCAUCAACAUCGUCGGUGAUUCUGCCGGUGCACUGGAGCUUGUGAGACUGUGCAGCAUUGUCACUCAGACACCCGUUUCUUCCCAGCUUCUCGACCUCUUGCGUAAGAAUUGCAAGGGGAGCGAGAAUGGGGAAAGCCCAAAACCGGCCUGGAACCUGCUUUGGAAUUCUCUCAAAUCAAAGAACAGUGAGCUGGCAUAUUGGUUUCACUUCGUCGGGCUUCUGGAUCUCCAGAUGAUACCCAGCAUCUUCUUCUCUAACAACGAGAGGAAGACCUUGCUUGAAGAGCUCACCAGACUGGGCUUGGUGGAGCAUUCCGAUGGACGAAGUUUCUACCGAGUAGCAGCAUUCUUUCGCCAAUGUCUUGAGUCUACGAUCACCGAGAAACACCGGCAGGAUGCAGAGGCUGCAUUGCUGCAGUCCGCGAACACAAAAUUCGUCGACGAUGACCGAAGCCUUCUCCUUCCGGUCGCCUUAGCCGCUUUGAAGUUGAAAGCCACUCGUCUGGACGCCAAGAGAGAACAAGAAAUUUUACGCGAAAAGGUGGAAAGCUACCGACAACAGCGCCAAACCAGCUUGAGCCCGGGCAUUGGGUAUCUGCCUGAUGAUCCUAGAAGGUUGCCCAUAGGCUCUGGCUGGGAUCAACUACGGCUAAGAACCCUCGAAGGCUCAUUAAACCAGCACUCAGGCCUUCCUAACCCUCAUCAGCGUUCUAUCUCUGAAGAUAGUAGUAGGUGGCCGUCGUGGCAGCGUCUGCAGCGGAGAUUGAUGGAUCCAGAAUGGGAGAAGAAGCGUGAAACACUCAGGAAGGACAGUAGCGUCGCUGCUCAAAUCCUGUCUCAAGGUCGCCCACCGAAAGGCUCUGAAGAUGCAACAAGUAUCUACAGACGUGUGAUUGACGGCUACUCCGCUGAACCUGAAGAAUACAUCAAGUUGGCAAGCUUGCAAUACAACUUGGCCAUCGCACAAGGCUCAGAGGGGAUGGUAGAUGAUGCAGCUACUACUUUUCGCCAGGCACUCCAGACCAUCCUUUCUGGGGAUGACCCCAAAAGUCGGAACAUCGAGGCAACAAAGUUGUACUACCGGAUUUACACCGACCUUGCGAGCAUGUACGUCUCCGACGGGCGCUUCUCUGAAGCUGAGGAGACAUUCAUGCACUUUCUUCCAAGUCAGGCCAAAGACCUGGGACAAGAUAGUCAACAGACUCUGAAGACGCGACAUGAGUUUGCUCGCCUACUUCAAGAACGUGGCCAAGGCGAACUUGGCGGCCAGGAACUUGAGAGAAUUCUCAAAGCCAAUGAGCGUGUGCUCGGCAGCAAUCACCGGGACACCCUUACGGUACGAUGCAGCUUUGCGACGCACCUUGCGAAGACUGGAAGACAGGAUGAAGCUGUCAAAAUGUUGUUGUCUGUGUGGAGGGAGCAGGAAAAGGCGUUGGGAAGUUCACACCGUGAGACAGCUGCUACUCGGCAGCUGCUGGACGAGCUUCACCAGUCACAGCCUGUCGUCGCCUGA